This is a messenger RNA of Leptonychotes weddellii (Weddell seal), 717 nucleotides long. It is a transcript of the gene BPIFA3, whose product is annotated as BPI fold containing family A member 3. Gene Ontology annotation, molecular function: lipid binding. Lineage: Eukaryota; Metazoa; Chordata; Mammalia; Carnivora; Phocidae. The record is from RefSeq and is a predicted model, not a curated record.
AUGUGUCCAAUCUGGAGGCUCCUGGUCCUCCUCAGCUUGCUGUCCGUGCCCUCAGCACUGCACAAGCAGCCCUGGCGUGGCCUGGCCAAGGCCCACAUGGACAGCAAACCAGCUCUGGCGAGAAUUAUUCCCCAGGGCCUCAUGAAGCACAACGCAGAGGGCCGAAUCCAGAACCUCCGCCUCAUGGACAGUCUGAAUGCCUCAGGGCAGAUGGCCCCAGGGAUGGUGGGCUGGCUAAUAAGCGGCAUGAGCCUCCAGCAUCAGCAAGAAAGCAGCGCCAACAUCACCAACAUUCAGUUAGACUACGGUGGGAUCCGGACGUCUUUCCAUAAGGAGUGGUUCUCAGCAAACAUCUUACUUGAAUUUGACAUUGACUUGAGACUGCCUUUCAAUAACAAGAUUAUAAAGACACAUGCAUGCAUGAACCUCGCUGUGGAGUUCUGGCUGGAGAAAGACGAGUUUGGCCGGAGGCAUCUGGUGAUAGGCAGUUGCUCUGUGGAGCCAAGCAGCAUCUACACGACAGUGCUAACCGAAGAUAUCUCACCAAAGAUGAAACAUUUUCUCCGUAACUUCAGGGGGAACCUGGCAAAAGUUAUCCCACACCUAGUGGAAAGUCAGGUGUGUCCUCUGAUCGGUGAAAUCCUCAGACAGCUGGACGUGAAACUGCUGAAGAGCCUCAUGGAACAGGCUUCUGCUCAUAAACUCAACCAACUAUGA